AGAUUUGAGUAUAGUUUAUCAAUACCGGCAGUGUUUACGUGGAGGAAGACAAGCCAUGAAGCAUAAUAGGGAAAUUUAAAUGCUGAGAGAGAAGUCUUUAUAAAGACGGAAACCCAUUGCUGUAAAAUUCAAAUUUUGAUUUUGCAGUGUCUGUAACUUCAAUUCUCAUCAUGUUUAUUGUCAAGACAUUGAGAGCUUCGGUAUUUGGGCUUUAUGGAUAUAUGAAUUUCACUAAAUCUGCUUUUUCGGAACAUGCAAAGAAUUUCAAGCCAGAAGAUAUGCAAGUUCAAAUGGAAGGAAAGAAUUGCAUUGUCACAGGUGCAAAUUCCGGCAUAGGUUUCGCAACUGCUGAGGGUCUCGCUUCACGAUGUCAAAUCCUUCACUUCCAGGUUUUGUUCUAAAGAUGUGCCUGUACAUGUCCUGGUUAAUAAUGCUGGCCUGCUUGAAGCUAAUCGUGUCAUCACACCAGAAGGAUAUGAGCUGAGUUUUGCUACAAAUGUUCUUGGAACUUACACCUUGACUGAGUUGAUGUUGCCACUCCUCGAGAAGGCCGCACCUGAUGCUCGUGUUAUCACAGUUUCCUCGGGUGGAAUGUACACAUCUCCAUUGACUACUGAUUUACAGUUUAGUGGUGACACGUUUGAUGGGGUGGUACAGUAUGCUCGGAACAAGAGAAUUCAGAUUGCACUGACAGAAAAAUGGGCUGAAAAGUACAAGGAUAAAGGUGUUAAUUUCUACUCCAUGCAUCCAGGGUGGGCCGAGACGCCUGGGGUAGCCAAGAGUUUGCCAGAUUUUUCUAAAUCGUUUGAAGGAAAACUUAGAAGUAGUGAGGAAGGUGCAGAUACAGUUAUCUGGUUGGCAUUACAACCAAAAGAGAAGUUGGUUCCUGGGGCAUUUUACUUUGACAGAGCUGAAGCACCAAAACAUCUGCCAUUAACAGGCACCAAGAACUCUCAUUCUGUCAUAGACUCCAUAGUUGAGAAACUUAGGUCUUUUGCUGGCUUAUAAGGAGGAUAUUAGAAAAGUUAGUUGGACGGAUACCUUUUAAUAAGUAAUUACUGAUUUUAGCGGUACUUUUCAUUUAUUACUAUGGAAAAAGGGACGGAUUUAAUCCCGAACUUUAAUAAAAGGUACAUAUAUACCCUCCGUUGUACUAUGCGUACAUAUAUACCCCUACUGUCCGAUUAGUGGUACAAA
Solanum lycopersicum (tomato) is the source of this 1197-nucleotide messenger RNA. The record is from RefSeq and is a predicted model, not a curated record. NCBI's taxonomy places the organism in Eukaryota, Viridiplantae, Streptophyta, Magnoliopsida, Solanales, Solanaceae.